Phacochoerus africanus (Common warthog) is the source of this 3689-nucleotide messenger RNA. It is a transcript of the gene FSTL1, whose product is annotated as follistatin like 1. NCBI's taxonomy places the organism in Eukaryota, Metazoa, Chordata, Mammalia, Artiodactyla, Suidae. The record is from RefSeq and is a predicted model, not a curated record. Bases 150 to 1073 code for a protein of 307 amino acids. The transcript has 11 exons. Gene Ontology annotation, molecular function: protein binding; calcium ion binding. Gene Ontology annotation, biological process: cell differentiation; multicellular organism development; regulation of BMP signaling pathway.
GGGCAGGCAGUCCGGGAAGGAGGGGUCUUAAGGGGCGGCGAGCUCAGGUCGGAUUUCCUCUGAGGCUGACGAUCCGCGAAGCUCCCACCUUCCCUUAGAGCUCGUUGCAGCCUCCCUGCCCCGCGCCCUCCAGAGACCGCGACGGGACCAUGAUGUGGACACGCUGGCUCGCGCUCGCGCUGGUGGCGGUCGCCUGGGUCCACGCCGAGGAAGAGCCAAGGAGCAAAUCCAAGAUCUGUGCCAAUGUGUUUUGUGGAGCCGGCCGGGAAUGUGCAGUCACAGAGAAGGGAGAGCCCACUUGCCUCUGUAUUGAGCAAUGCAAACCUCACAAGAGGCCUGUGUGUGGCAGCAACGGCAAGACCUACCUCAACCACUGUGAGCUGCAUCGAGAUGCCUGCCUCACUGGAUCCAAAAUCCAGGUGGAUUAUGAUGGACACUGCAAAGAGAAGAAAUCUGUAAGUCCAUCUGCCAGCCCAGUGGUUUGCUAUCAAUCCAACCGCGAUGAACUCCGGCGUCGCAUCAUCCAGUGGCUGGAAGCAGAAAUCAUUCCAGAUGGCUGGUUCUCUAAAGGCAGCAACUACAGUGAAAUCCUAGACAAAUACUUUAAGAACUUUGAUAAUGGUGACUCUCGCUUGGACUCCAGCGAAUUUCUGAAAUUUGUGGAGCAAAAUGAAACUGCCAUCAACAUCACUACCUAUCCAGACCAGGAGAACAAUAAGCUGCUGAGAGGACUCUGUGUUGAUGCACUUAUUGAACUGUCUGAUGAAAAUGCUGACUGGAAACUAAGCUUCCAAGAGUUCCUCAAGUGCCUCAAUCCAUCUUUCAACCCUCCAGAGAAGAAGUGUGCCCUGGAGGACGAAACGUAUGCAGAUGGAGCUGAGACUGAGGUGGACUGUAACCGCUGUGUGUGUGCCUGCGGAAACUGGGUCUGCACAGCCAUGACCUGUGACGGAAAGAAUCAGAAGGGGACCCAGACCCAGACAGAGGAGGAAAUGACCAGAUAUGUCCAGGAGAUCCAAAAGCAUCAGGAGACAGCUGAAAAGACCAAGAGAGUGAGCACCAAAGAGAUCUAAUGAGGAGGCAUCUGGGAAUGGUGUCUAGAGCCUGGCACCUUCUCUUCCACUUCAGUGCUGAGUCCAGUAUACGCAAGUGUCUGCUACAAUCGCCAAAUCACCAGUAUUUGCUUGUAUAGCAAUGAGUUUUAUUUUGUCUAUUUGUUUUGCAAUAGAGGAAAUGGGGGUGGCUGGCUAGGAGGGAGAGGGCCAUAGCCUUCAUUUCUAGGAGCGCUUUGAGAGAAACUGUAAAUGAUGCUCAGGGGCUGGAGACAAGUUAAGAAACUGCAUCAGGGUUGGGAGAGGAGUGGACCCAGAUCUGGAACACUUCUGAGUCCACCACAGCUUUGAUCAUGCUGUAGGGAGUACAGGCAAUGAGAAAGAACUUAGCAGGCUGUCCCCAGAGGAAGGCUUUGGGAAAGUCAGUAGAGAAGACUGCAUUCUGCUUCCAGCCCUUCCUGCUGCCAUCAGCGUAACAGAUCUCCAGCAUCUGUGCUUCUCCUCAUGGCCCCAACCACUGGCUCUAGAUACAUGGCCAUCUUGCUAGUUACCCAAUGACUGCAGGGUGCACCCAAAUGAUGCAGGUACUUGUAGACUUUGAGCCCCUUAGAGACCUAACCAAAUUUUAAAAAUACUUGUUACCAAAGGUGCUAUUUUUCUGUAAACUUUUUUUUGGCAAGUCGAUUUCACUCUUCCAUUAUUAUCAUUGUAUUAUUGUUGUUGUUGUUUAAUAUUUUUAUUUUCUUGACUAGAAUUGAGCUUUUGUAAUUAUUUUUCAUUAGUCCUACCAUUUCAGAGGUGGGAGAGUUUGGGGUCCUUCUUGGUACAGGGACUGCUAUUACCCAGACUCCCCUCACGCUGCCACAUACUAGAUGUAGCCCAGAAUUUGCCCCCUGGCUUCCAGUGGGUCAGCAGCCUGCCAGAGAAGCAGGGUGUGCCUCGAACAGAAGCCAGGAGAAUUUUCUCUGUAUAAAGCUUUUAAGAUCCAAAAAGCAAAUUUGUUUUCAUUUAUUCUGAUAGAUUUAUGCAAAUCAGUAUCCCAAAGAAUGGCGACAAGUGCAGCUAAGCAAGGCUUCGCUGUCCCAGCCUGUCAACAUGCCCAUUGAUCUUCCACUAACGAGGACAGUGACUCUGGCCCUGUCUCUUCCUAUUUCUGGGCCUCAGUUUCCUCAGUGAGCAGGUAGGAAUGCAUUAAACUGUUGAUUUGAGAAAUUGUAAAUUCUGUGGUUCUGAUCAUUGGUCAAGAAGGAGACAAGUUCCUGUGAUUCUCCUCCUUCUUCUUAGGAUAAAUGAAACCUACUGUCAUAACAAGUAUGGUCAGACAGCCAAAAACAAGAUGACCAAAUUUAACCUCAGUCUGAAUGGCCCCACGGGCUGUGCUGUGAUGUAGAGCCCUCAGGUAAAGCCUGCUCAGAACUGUGAGAAGGAGAAGCACUCCACUCUGUCCUUACUUGUACAUUUCAUCUUUAACCUCGGGAGCAGAAAUGGCUUUCCUAUUAGAGAUGAGGACAAAAGAAGGUUUGCCAUUUCGAGGGAAGGCAAAAAUUGGAAUUUGACUCUUAACACUGUGACAGUGUCUUUUUGGCUUCUGUGAUAAUUAACCCCACUCAGUACCAUGUUUAAGAUGCAUUUGGAAUAACAAAAUUAUAAACUUCACAUAAGAUCUCAUUUUCAGGAAGCAGAUUAUAGACCACCAGAGGGAAGUAACAUAGGCUAUAUUGCACAGGCAGCUCUGAAAAAGUUGUGCUGAAAAUGGAAUUUGUUCUAAACAAGUUCCCUUUUUCUCCUUUGAAAGACCAUUCUCCACUUUGUUUAGAAUUCUGAGCUUUUAUAAACCAUCCCACUUGAAAGCUCUCUUCGAACCCCACUUGUGUGGUCUGAAAUGCAUCUCCCUGUCAAAAUACCUUGGAGAACUCCCAACAGCACACCUUGAUCCACUUUUGCCAGUCCUUGGACACUAUUGAAGAGAGGGCCGAAGUACCAUUUGGUUUAAAGCAAGAAGGCAGAGUGUCUCCUCACCAGUUACAUUUAGGUCAGUGGUUGCCCUCCAAGAUGACCCCCAUCCUGCAAUACUGAAUUCCCAAGAGCAAAUCUGCAUUCCUCCUGUAAAUAGGGAAGCUACUGUCUGCACCAUAGACUCACGUGAUCUAACAGUCAUUCAUGGAAAGCUGCUAAAUAGCCUAGUUUGGGGAGUCUUGCAUGGAGCUUUGCAUGGAGCAAAUAAACAGGAUUAAAACAGGUUCAGUUCCUCCAACUCUCUAAAAGCAUCGGGCCUAGACGACAAGCUUCCUUGCGCUUUCUCUGUGUAUAUGUUUUUUAUAAACAUAUUACAGCAUCUGUUAAGAUUCAGUGUCCAUGGAAACCUUCUCAAAUGCCAUGACUCUGGACUCCAUCACUCUUUGGAAAGCAGGGCUCCUCCACCUGCUAAUAAGCCCAUGUGGACCAGUCUGAAUGUCUUUCCUUUACACUUAUGUUUUUAAAUAGUCAAAUUUCAAGAAACAGUUUGGACAGGUUUCUGUUGCCUGUGUGUUUGUGAAAUGUAUUUGUAUUUAGUAGGCUUCCAUAUUUCAUUUAACUUGUUUUUGUAACUCCUGAUUCUUUUUUGGAUACUAUUGAUAAAUAAAGAAAUUAAAAUAA